Molecule: messenger RNA, 573 nt
Organism: Brenthis ino (lesser marbled fritillary)
Lineage: Eukaryota; Metazoa; Arthropoda; Insecta; Lepidoptera; Nymphalidae
Source: the annotation of a GenBank genome assembly
AUGUGUUGUAUUUCAGAGCUGCGCAAGGACAGCCUGCCGUCGGCUCUGUUAUCGCUGCUGUCGGCGCAGCGGGCGCAGUCGCAGUCGCUGGCGGCGCUCGUGCCGGCGUGCCUGCAGGUGGCGCCGCCCGCACUCCCCACGCUCCCCGCCCUCCCUCUCGACACGCUCCCCGACAAGCUCAAGACGCACCUGCUCCAGCAGGCCUUCCUGCAGAACAACAACACGGUGGUGGGCACGCAGGAGGAGCGCUCGUCGGAGCCGGAGUACGACGACACGGACGACAUCGUGCUGCCCGAGGACUCGUGCGCGGAGCGCAAGCGCGCCAGCAGCUCGGACGAGGCCAGCCGGCAGUUCGAGUGCCGGCACUGCGGCAAGCGCUACCGCUGGAAGUCCACGCUGCGCCGCCACGAGAACGUGGAGUGCGGCGGUAAGGCGCCCGCGCACCAGUGCCCCUACUGCUCGUACCGCGCAAAGCAGCGCGGCAACCUCGGCGUGCACAUCCGCAAGCACCACAACCAGGAGUGGUACGUCUACGCCAGCAACAAGGUCCGCCGCAACAAGAAGACCUCCAUA